AUGUUGCACGACGCCUGUUUGACUAUCUGGCAUGCCACCAAAUGGACCGCGCGGACGAUCAAGAAUGCACCGCUAUGGAAACACUUCCGGUGGUCGAAGAAGCAGUUCUACGCCUCUCUCCUCUUGCUCAGCUGGGUCAUCCUGCCAGUAUUUGCAGCGGGUACGGUGACACCGAUAAGUCACAUUUUCGCAGACAAGACUUUGUCAUGCGGAAACACCAUCGGCGGAGACCCUCAGAAUGCAACGGUGACGGGAAUAGAGAAACUCUUUACGCUGGACGCUACGUGGGGCCAAUUCACCUUCUCACAGGCCAAGACGAUAGACAUUCUCUGGGACUUGCUUAUCGGGAAAGGCGCACAGGCAUUGGCGUGGUGGGCCGCGUACAAUGUGUUCUGCGACGCGUUACUACGCGCGAUCGAACGACAUCCGGCGAGCUUUAGCAUUUUUCAGAGGAUUGCUAUGGAAGGGCCCGGAUUGCACUGUCUAUGGGCGUUGACGAAAGAGCUAUGGACCGCGAAGAGUAUACGGACGCGAUUUUUGUUCUUCUACAUGUUUUGGUCGACGGGUUACGUGCUUCUUGUACCCAUUGUCCUCGGCGCCAUGACAGGUUACGACAGCACUUCUAUCGCAUGGCUCGAUAUCGACGGGUCGAACAACAUCAUCCCCGCUUCCCAAUUAUCAACUACGUGGGUUAUCCUGGGCACCAAGAACGAGACGUGGAAGCAACCAGGUUGUGCGGACUACGAAUUGCAGAGUGAUUAUGGCUACAUUACGGAUAAGAGACGGCAAAGUUGUGACUGCAAAUUCGCCAACGGCACCACUGUAACCGCCGCCGAACAAAGAGACCUCUGGCAACACACCUCGUUUAAUCAAUACGACGAUCUUUUGUUCAAUUGCACCUUCGACUUCCCCAACAACACACAGACCUGGACGGAACAAAAGGUCUACAAUCAAGACUCGAUCACUCAUCUCUGCAACACCAGCGUCUCCGUCCCUGUCGGUGGCAAAACGUACAACGCCGACGACCUAGUCGGAGACUACGGGUACUGCUACAAUGGAAUUGGGUAUCAGUACUACUCGCUCAUCGGGAAAAGCCGCUGUCUCCCCGAUACUGCCAACCCGACCUACCAAUGGGGUUUCUCGACACUCAUGGCUGGUUUGUUCAUGUUUGUAACGAGUGCCUGGGUUUUGAGUAUGUACGUGCUGUGGCAGGACGCGCAGUUCAAUUCUACGCUUGUUAAGGAGGGAUACAGACUUACGCCGUUGCGCGCGGCGUUUGCGAUGGCGGUCGCGGCGAGGAGGCGCACGGGGUUGAGUGGGAAAGAUCUUAUCAGCGCGAAGAAUAGGGCGCUGGGGAGGCAGUUGUAUGGCAAGAAAGGGACGAGAGGCACGGUUGUGGAACAUGGACUCUUUUUGCAGGACCUCGAAGAUACGGAUACGGAUGGUGAUGGCGGCGGCAAGUCGCCCAUGUCACCAACACCACUGUUAUCCACGCCAACUCCUACGUUUGCGACGGCGGGCAAGGAGAAAGCGUGGAUGACUUCUCCGACUGAAGACGUGGAUAUGGAGAUUAGGCCGCUGGCAAGGUCCGACACUGAUCUUUCGGUUCACGUACUCAGCGACGAGGAAUUGCGCAAGAGGUACCUGAGAGGUGUGGAGGAGGCGAGGCUGAGUCGCAAGCCGCUUAGUCGGGAAGCGACGCUUGUCGGGCAGGGAAUGUGGGAACGAAACCGCAGUGACGAGAGGCGGGAUCGAGACGAUGAACCGAGUCCUUCAGACGACGGAUAUCCAAAAGAGAAAGAAGACAAGGCUGCGGACACAUCGAAUGAUACAAGAGAAGGGAAGAGCGGGAAGGUUGGACGUUGGAGGAAUCGGCUGAAGAAGGUCGGACGACCUGGUUGA
Messenger RNA from Alternaria metachromatica, 1902 nucleotides. RefSeq lists its product as uncharacterized. NCBI's taxonomy places the organism in Eukaryota, Fungi, Ascomycota, Dothideomycetes, Pleosporales, Pleosporaceae. The record is from RefSeq and is a predicted model, not a curated record. The transcript has 2 exons. The coding region runs from base 1 to 1902 and encodes 633 amino acids.